This is a messenger RNA of Alternaria novae-zelandiae, 1965 nucleotides long. RefSeq lists its product as uncharacterized. Lineage: Eukaryota; Fungi; Ascomycota; Dothideomycetes; Pleosporales; Pleosporaceae. The record is from RefSeq and is a predicted model, not a curated record. Gene Ontology annotation, molecular function: metal ion binding. Bases 1 to 1965 code for a protein of 654 amino acids. The transcript has 2 exons.
AUGACUGUCUGUGGCUUCUAUCAGCGCAAUGCUUGCAAGUUCGGAGAUUCCUGCAAAUUCGAGCAUCCUGGAAGUUCGCGAGAUGCAGCUCGAGGCGGAGGCGGCUUUGGCGGAGGCUCUACCAACAACCGCUUUGGUGCUUUCAACGGCGACCGCUAUCGCCCAAGUGAUAACAGCGGGACUAACUCAUUUGGUGGAAACCGUGAUCAGAAAUCAUCGACCUUCAGCUUAGACAAGGACGCCAUUCAGAUCGAUCUCGCCAAAGAGCGGCCGAUCUAUCCGCUUUCAUGCUACGGUCCCGGGAAAGAUGCUCCGCGCCAGCUCAUCGAGGGGCCUGUCGAGAUCAGUCCAGAGGAGCUUCGAUCCCGGUACUACACAUUACGCGCGGCAGGCAAUGAGCCUACAGCGCAACAAGAAGAGGGAGCGCUGAGCGAGAAGAUGCAACAGCAAGUAAAGGCGAUUUUGGAUGAUAUCACAGGUGCUAUCAACUAUGUCGCAGAGGGUGCCAACGUACAUCCCAACCGCAUCGACAUCGCCAAGGGCACUGCAGCAAGCGGAUCAGCAAGCAAUCCUACUGGAUCGUCUAACACUGCUGCGAAUCCCUUCAUCAAAGCACCAGCGAACCCGUUCCAGACUGCUGCAGCUUCAUCUCAACCAUCCGCGUUCGGGCAGGCUUCUACACCAGGAUUCGGCAAACCGGCCUUCGGUCAACCAGCACAGACAAGCUCAACAUCGGCCUUCGGCGCUGCUUCUGCGUUGGGUAAUCCAGGAUUUGGCAAACCGGCCUUCGGUCAACCCGCUCAGACAAGUUCAACAUCGGCCUUGAGUGGUGGUAGUGGAAGUGCAUUUGGGAAGCCUGCCUUUGGUGCCUCUGGGUUCAGUCAACCUUCAGCCUUGGGCGGUGGUAGUGGGAGUGCAUUUGGGAAGCCUGCUUUUGGUGCCUCCGGAUUCGGCCAACCAUCAGCUCCUGGUGCAGGUAGCGCAUUUGGCCAGUCCAGCAGUAUGGGUCAAGGUUCUGGAUCUGCUUUCGGCCAGACAUCAGCUCCUGGUACAGGAAGCGCUUUCGGGCAAGUCAGCAGUAUAGGCCAAAGUUCUGGAUCUGCUUUCGGCCAGCCAUCAGCACCAGGUGCGGCGUCGGGUUUCGGCCAAGCAAACGCUCUUGGACAAAAGCCAAGCCCCUUCAGUAAACCAGGUUUUGGACAGAGCGGAUUUGGACAGGCGGCUCAACCAGGUGCCAAUGCCUCUCCUUUCAGCCAGCAAGCUUCGUCUGGCGCGUCACCAUUUAGUCAGCAAGCCUCGUCAGGUCCAUCUCCCUUCGGCCACAAAGCACAGCAACCAAGCCAGUCUUCACCAUUCAGUCAAGCUGCCCAGCAGCCAGCUCAACCUUCACCGUUUAGCCAGCAAGCUCAACACACCCAGAAACCGAAUCCGUUCGGUCAGCCUCAGCAGCCGUCUACACAAGCACCUGCACAGGCGAACCCCUUUGGUGGUGCUGCAUCAUCUACCACCCCGGCCUUCGGACAACCAAGCAAGCCGUCACCUUUCGGCACCCAACAGCCUCAAAACAACGCAACGCAGCCGGCAGCUGCCAACCCCUUCCUCAAGCCUCAAACAUCUGCCGCGCCAGCAGCCUCCACGCCUUCACCCUCUCCCUUCACCCCCCAGACACAGAGCCAGCCUAGCAACCCUCCCGCCCCUGUUCAGGCUACCUCUCAGCCGGCUUCCAUAGCCCAGCCUAGCUCCGCACCGCGCCCCCAUGUUGAAGGUGUUACACCAGAUGGCAAGCCUAUCGACCCCAAGGAUCGUUACAAGGAGGGCAAACCAGAAGAGUAUGAGGGCGAGCAGGGUAGGAUUCUAGAGGAGAUCUACAAACGUGUUGCUCAGCUAGGACUAUUCAACGAUGAUGAAGACAUACCCGUCACGCCACCGAAGUGCGAGUGGAUCGCGCCGCUUACGCUGUUGUGA